AUGUAUAGCGUUCUAAGAGAAGAGAGUCAGAUGGUAGUGGGCCAACAUGGUCUUGUUAAUCGCUGUGCCUGGAUGCUUAGCUAUUGCUGGAGCUUUGGAUUACCUCUCUCCCCGAACCUGGCAUCCGGCCACAGAUCCUCAAACUGCAAGCUUUAUCGUAGCAUUAUGAAUGCAUCACCAUUCGAAACUCGGCAUCACUGCCACUUGAAUCGGGUGUUCCGGGCCUAUCCGAUCGUACCAAUGCUUCCAGGAAAGACGUUUUCCACAGCCCAGACUACCUUCAGCACCAAUUUUGUUAUCCCCCUGAAACUUUGCAACCGAGCUCGUGAUGAUAUCGUGAAUAUGAAGCUUAUCGACCGUCGUCGAGGAGAUACAGACAUCGCUCUUGCACAUCACCAGUCCAGAGGGGCGGGGGUGGAAGAGAGGUGGAAUCUGGAGAAGAGUCGCUUCCGCCUUCGUGCUGUUGGCAAUUAUCAGGCAAUCAUCUACGUCGGGAGCGCCGGCAGAGGUGUAGUUUUCAAGGGCACCCUAUAUGCACUCGCGCUUGUAUUUUCUGGAAGGCCUUCUCUUUCCGGUUCGUUGCUUGAGCCUGGGCUUGAUUUGGAAAUCGUCAACAAAUUUGAUCUCUAUGGGGAGUUCUCGGCGUGCCACCUUCGAGAGAGAGAAGAUGGCCCAGGAGACUGUGGAAACUUUGAGUUCGAUCGAAACGAGGUUGUUGAAUCAGCCUAUGGAACCCUAUCAGGCAUGUUAUCCCUCAAAGACCUGGAGAGGGGAAUAACAAGCUCUGCUGACCUCAGCGCCAAUACGCCCGGCACCGGUUGGAUUAUUUCAAUUGUAUUUCGCGACAGCUUGGUGGGUGACUCCCUUGACGUCCGUUCUGCCCUCUGUCGUUUGGAUGAUGGUUUCCGUGCCUGUUGCGUGGGGGCAUUUUUAGAGUACAUCUCUGUUCGGAUUCUCCAUUUCAAUUGGUGUCGGAAAAAAGAGAAAGAAAGCAAGUCCCCUUUUCAAGCCCCGCAAUUUUUACACUCCCGCGAAUAUGGCUUGGAUGUUACUCCCAGAUUAGGCUAUCCAGCCCAUCUACCACGAUCUCACGGAUCACAGGAUUUAGCUAAACCAAUUGUCACACUCCUGCGCCACGAGCAACGAUCAACGAGCAAGUACGCCUAUAUUAACUAUAUCACCCAUCAAUCUUCUAUUACACAAUUCUCCACCUGCGACACCACGAACCACCGGCGCCAAACCAGCAACAUGUUCUUCAAGACCUUGCGCCGCACGUCCAAAUCAUCCGCCAGCACCACCACCACCACCACCACCACAAACACCGACCCGAACAACAAACACAGCAUGGAUAUCACACGCAUAGCCUUGGGCUCAUCAUCUCUCUGUAACGGCACCAUUGCCUCAUCGCAACCGUCAUACUUCAAUACCCCCGCGAUUUUCAUCUCGGCGCCGGUUUUAACUCCACCCAGCACGGUGGGGGAGUAUGGGGGAACAAAUAUGGAGCAGAAGCGGGCCAAGGGUGGUGUAAAUGGGACAGAAGGUGAGGAGGGGAAAGAUUACCAGGAGUUUUUGGAAAAGGCGAGGAGGGAAGACGAGGAGGCCGAGAAGGCGAAGACGAGAAAAGUUAAGAAGGCCCGGGAGACAAAUAUGAGCCCCUGGGCGAAAAGGAUAUCAGGGGAGGAAGAUACGACCCGGCAUGUAGUUGUACUACGUGGUAUGUUGGGCUGCGAAUUACUCGACCCCGGGACGACGCAGAGCAUGCAGCUACCGGUACUACGUAGUUCUGGUUGCAUCCAGGACGAGGGUGUACACCACCGGAUAUCAGAUACUGGACAGCAUAUAAGCGUCCAUAUAUUCCAGACAGCUAGUAUCUUCAAGGCCGCGGCUGUGGGACCGGAACCACACACACCAACAGACAACAGAUUAACACAAGACGCUUUCGAAAUGGCGAUGGGAGGAUCAUGCCAACGCCAAUGCCAUGUCACACAGUCGCCGUUGGGGCAUAUACGGCGAUCUUUGCAGAGCGCGCGAGAGGCGAGAGCGGGGGGGGGUAUUGCCCGUAUGGACAGGCCACUCGUAUCAACAAGAUCAAUGGAGUCCCAAAUCAUCUCGAUCCUCAUCCUCAUCCUCAUCCUCAUCCUGCGUUCUUCAUGUACAUGCAAUAUCUCAACCCGCACGCAAUCCUUUUUGCAAUGCCCUACUUCACAGAGAAAUAUCCUUGACGGGGAUAGAAGGCGAGCGCCUUUACACAGGCUCUCUACCACAGAGGCACUCCCUCUCUCAGCUUCGUUGAAUCUGAUGCGGGUUGGGGAGUUGGAAUGUACGUAG
Molecule: messenger RNA, 2328 nt
Organism: Drepanopeziza brunnea f. sp. 'multigermtubi' MB_m1
Lineage: Eukaryota; Fungi; Ascomycota; Leotiomycetes; Helotiales; Drepanopezizaceae
Source: RefSeq, a predicted model, not a curated record